AUGGGAAAUCAAUCAUUCCAAUUUCUCGUCUUUAUUGUUCUACAACUGAUUUUAACAACACAGGCACUCUAUUUUCAUAUACGAGAGACCGAGCGAAAAUGUUUCAUCGAAGAAAUUCCGGAUCAAACAUUAGUUAUCGGAAAGUAUAAAGUAGAAUUAUUCGAUGCAGCAUCCAAUACUUACUUACCGUCGACACCUGGAAUCGGUAUGCACGUCGAAGUAAAAGAUCCCGAUGAAAAAAUAAUCCUUUCGAAAUUGUAUACCAGCGAAGGACGAUUCACAUUUACAUCUCAUACACCAGGUGAACAUGUGAUUUGUUUAUAUUCGAAUUCAUCAGCUUGGUUCGGUGGACAACAAUUACGUGUACAUCUUGAUAUUGAUAUUGGUGAACAUGCAGUUGAUUAUCAACAAAUUAGUGCAAAGGAAAAGCUAACUGAACUUCAAUUACGUGUCCGACAAUUGAUCGAUCAAGUUGAACAAAUAAGCAAAGAACAAAGUUAUCAACGAUACCGUGAAGAACGUUUUCGUGCAACUAGUGAAUCGACUAAUCAACGCGUUCUUUGGUGGUCCAUUGCUCAACUAUUAGUACUUGUUAUAGCUGGAUUUUGGCAAAUGCGACACUUGAAAGGAUUUUUCGAAGCUAAAAAACUUGUUUAA
This is a messenger RNA of Adineta ricciae, 657 nucleotides long. NCBI's taxonomy places the organism in Eukaryota, Metazoa, Rotifera, Eurotatoria, Adinetida, Adinetidae. The record is from the annotation of a GenBank genome assembly.